CACAUGCGUCGCGUGCCCGAGAUAUGUCUUUUAACAAUCAUGUGAUCCUGCCUCUCAGCUGACACGGAAGUAAAACUCACCCUUAUUCAUUCAGUCGCUCUCGUUCCUAAUAGUUUAUUCCAGCGAUCUCCGCCUAAAAGUAGCUUUUAUCGAUAUAUUUUCAUAGUUUGAAUGCUGUUGCGUGUGUCUCUUUAAGAUGAAUCCUCGCGUGGCCGCGCUCAUCAUUGCGCUCCUCUGCGCGUUCUCCACCGGCGCCGCGCAACACCUGGACACAGAAUGGUUCUCAGACGGUCCGAGCGCGUCCGUGGAUCUUCGGCGAGAGUCCAACAGCACAAACUCUUCUGAUCUGACUUAUGGGUUCAUAUCCUGCGCAGUGGCAGUAGUCUUCUACGGGAGCAACUUCGUACCAGUGAAGAAGAUAGAGACUGGUGAUGGCAUGUUUUUCCAAUGGAUUCUGUGUGCUGCUAUAUGGACGGUCUCCCUAGUGGUGAACAUCAUUCUUCAUAGUCCAAAGUUUUGGCCUCUUGUUAUGCUGGGAGGAGCAAUCUGGGCUACUGGUAAUAUAACUGUAGUUCCUAUCGUAAAGACUAUUGGGCUUGGUCUUGGUCUUCUCAUAUGGGCUUCAUUUAAUCUACUUUUAGGUUGGGCCAGCUCUCGGUUUGGUUGGUUUGGUAUUGGUGCUGAGAGUGUUUCCAAACCAGUUCUGAACUUCUGUGGAGCAGGUCUUUGUUUACUUAGUGCCAUAGUUUUUUUCUUUGUGAAGACUGAUGUUCAAAGAUCUGCAACAUCUGAAGAAACACCAUUACUAAUAGACCAUACCGUGAACUCUGACUCUGUUGUAGCAACAGAUGAUUCCUGGGUGGAUGCAUUAACACCACGCAGCAAACGUCUUGUUGGAUCGUUUCUGGCUGUUGUCGCUGGACUGCUGUAUGGAGCAUCAUUUGUUCCAGUUCUGUACAUUAAAAACCAUGCAUCAGAUCCAGACAGCCAGUACAAUGGGGCUAGCCAGUUUGAUCUGGAUUAUGUCUUUGCACAAUACAGUGGGAUUUUCCUCACCAGUACUGUGUAUUUCGUUCUGUACUGUGCCAUCAAAAAAAACAAACCUCAAGUUUUUCCUAAAGCAGUGCUGCCAGGAUUCCUUUCUGGUAUCAUGUGGGGUAUAGCCACGUGCUGCUGGUUCCUGGCCAACAAUUACCUCAGUGCUGUAGUGAGCUUCCCUAUUAUCACCACAGUUCCUGGAUUGAUUGCAGCUCUUUGGGGUGUUGUAGUGUUCAAAGAAGUAAAGGGCUGGCGAAAUUACAUUGUUCUCAUCAUUGCUUUCUGUCUUGUUCUAUCUGGGGCAUUACUGACUGCACUUUCAAAGAUUUAAACCUUCUUUUAGACAAAGAAAAACUUAACACUUUAUAAGUUCUUCUUUAAAAUCGCUUCUGCUGUUUUAUAUAUUUUGAAUACUGUAAAUGAGAGAUUUAUCAUGCAGCUGAACAUACUGAAGUGGAACAAUAUUGUUUAUAUCAGGGAGGGAUAUGGUCCUAAAAUAGAUAAGAUACUUGAAAUGUUCUAGCAAUAUUAGAACAGAUGUUAUGUUAAUGUUAUUGGGAACACAAUUCACUAUAUUUGUGUUGUAGUUGUAGUAACAUACUUUUUAAAAGUCAUGUUUACACUAUAAUGGACCUCAUUUCACUGUAUGUU
This is a messenger RNA of Carassius carassius (crucian carp), 1689 nucleotides long. It is a transcript of the gene tmem144a, whose product is annotated as transmembrane protein 144a. NCBI's taxonomy places the organism in Eukaryota, Metazoa, Chordata, Actinopteri, Cypriniformes, Cyprinidae. Gene Ontology annotation, molecular function: carbohydrate transmembrane transporter activity. The record is from RefSeq and is a predicted model, not a curated record. The transcript has 12 exons. Gene Ontology annotation, cellular component: membrane. Gene Ontology annotation, biological process: carbohydrate transmembrane transport. The coding region runs from base 197 to 1369 and encodes 390 amino acids.